Messenger RNA from Prosopis cineraria, 1325 nucleotides. RefSeq lists its product as uncharacterized. The record is from RefSeq and is a predicted model, not a curated record. The transcript is spliced from 3 exons. NCBI's taxonomy places the organism in Eukaryota, Viridiplantae, Streptophyta, Magnoliopsida, Fabales, Fabaceae. Gene Ontology annotation, molecular function: protein binding. The coding region runs from base 333 to 1097 and encodes 254 amino acids.
AACGAUCAAGAAAAAAGGGGAAAUUCCCGCGAUAAUCAGUUCACGGUCUGGCAGGGCAAGGUCCUUCAGAGAGAGAGAGAGAGAGAGGAGGAACGCACAUCCAUGACUAGGAUCCAAGUUAGUCUUGUCGAUUGCUGAAAUCGAGAUUGACGCUGCACUGUUGUUAUCCUUAGAACUCCAGGCUGAAAUACAGAGUCGUGGCAUUAUCAUGUAUGGUUAGAUUGGUGAAGUUUCUCCCAAAUCGCUGAGUCCAUCUUUUGAUCAAAGGAAAAUUUGGUUGAUCUAGUGGCUUUUUGCUAUAACCAAGUAUAUGACGAACAGGUCCUAAGCUCAUGGUGAAAACAAAGCUAAGACACCCAGGAAUUGCUGCUGGCAGGAAAAGUGGUACUCCAUCCUGCCUUAUUGACACCUCAGAGUCUGGUCAACAACAUGACAAAGAUGAUUGGAUUAUUGUAAAAAAGCAGCGAGUGACCAUUCUAAUCCCUGCUGUUCCCCUUUCCACUAAAAUAUCCAUAGCAGCACCCCAUGGGCCGUCCAACAUGGCCAGCAGCAACUGUCAACUUCAAAUGGGGACAUCUACAGCACUUUCUUCAGUGAAUGAACUAGAGAAGACAAUAUGGGCUGCCCAAAAGGAGAUUCAGGUAACUAGAAAAGCCCUUCCUCUACGUAAUCCAACUUCAGCCAAGAUUGCAAGGAUAGAUCGAAGAAUAGAAUUAGAAAUUCCACAGCAAGUCAGUAAUUUAAAGUCACAGAGAUUACUUGGGAUCUCUAAGAUAUCCAAAGCUAUAAAGCAGCCAAGACUACUACUUGCACCUAGUAGCUAUCCAAACUUGGGCACAAGUCUAAAUCAAGGUCUGCGGGCAUCGAAUCUAGAAAGGAAGCUUGAAAGAGCUGGUGGGUUGAGCAAGUGGCUGACGUCACUUGGACUGGGGCAGUUUGUGAGAAUUUUUCAGGGGAAGAGGCUAAAUAAGUAUCAGUUGGUAAAUCUAACCAUGAAGAAGCUCAAGGAUAUGGGUGCCAAUGCAGUCGGGCCUCGCAGGAAACUGAUCCAUGCCAUAGACUGUGUUUGCCAGCCACAUUGUUUUGAGGCACUGUAGAAGUUUAUAGGCUUUUGUGAGUAAACACAAGACAUUACCCAAAGGCAAAACCUGGUUUCUGGGAGCUCUUAAGCGCCAGCUUGUAGUGUAACAGAGAACAAGACUCAAGCACCACAAUAGUAGAUGCACGAGGUUGGCUUCUUAGAGGUUUCUACUUUCACGUGGUUUAAUGGACACUUGUACAAUAUGAGACAUUGUUAUACAACAUGCACACCAUGAUUUCUUUUU